AAAAAAAAACUGGAAAUCCUACUUAUUAAGGACAUGUAUGGACUCCUGAAGGACGAGAAUGCUGAACAAGCAAGCCAGGAUUUUAUCACCAAGUCAGCAUUUGCUGAGAUGGAUCAGGACGAGGACGGAAAGAUCAGCAAGGACGAGUUUGUGAACGCCUGCCUAGGACAGGAGAAGUUUAGCAAGAUGCUUGCUCUCAAGGUUGUUGACAUCUUCGUUGAGGACUUUAUAUUUUGCUUUAACGAGUAAGGAGAAGACGACAUUCAAGAGAAUCAUUGCUUUUUGUAACAGUUUGCUUUAACACAUUUUAACUCUUUAUUUUAUUUCAUAAAUAAAUGUAUGCUUUUAAUAACA
This is a messenger RNA of Eurytemora carolleeae, 354 nucleotides long. RefSeq lists its product as uncharacterized. NCBI's taxonomy places the organism in Eukaryota, Metazoa, Arthropoda, Copepoda, Calanoida, Temoridae. The annotation marks the transcript as partial. Gene Ontology annotation, molecular function: calcium ion binding. The record is from RefSeq and is a predicted model, not a curated record. The transcript has 3 exons.